AUGUCCUUGCAAAGUGGAAGGCAAUCAAGACGUAUCUCUUGGUCGCCUUUACCUGCUACAAAGCAGCUUUUUUUACUCUAUAGUGGCACAGAUCUCAAACUAUGCGAAUGGACUGGACAGGAUUCCCAGCCUGGCACAGAUUCUGUUCACCAAACUCGAGCAGUCGCGAUCCACACGAAUACUGCUCUUAUAAAGUCGGUAUCGUGGUGUCAAGAUUCAAAAUUUCCAGGAGUAUUUGCAAUAGGAAACGUUUCUGGAAAAGUCAGUCUUGUUAAUCUAGCCAGUUUUUCAGUGCUUGAUGGACUAUCGUGGCUUACAAGUACAGACCAGCAGUUUAUGUCUGAAACACCCAGCAACGGGAUUUCUUCUGAAACACUAUUGUUUUAUCGGUCGCUUUUAAAAAAUUGUAAUCAUAUCCCUCUUCGUAGCGAAUAUGUACCAUCCAACACUCGUUCGUGUAAUGUAGUGUCGUUUUCGCCUACCAAUACGCAACUUUUGCUUGCAGGAUUCGAUAAAGUACGCAGCGAUCAUUGCUUGUAUAUUUGGGAUAUUUGUAGCACACAGGCAGAAAAAGAAAAGUCUGAAAUUCCAUCUUCAAAAAAUGUAACCGCCUUUGAAUCUCCUUCACUUAAAAAAGCAAUUUUUCGAUGCGGCUCAUCUGAAGGUAUAAGCUCGGCAGCUUGGAUGAUGGACAGUGCAGCACGAGUUGUUGUGGGAAUAGGCUUUCGAUCUAUUCGGUCAUACGAUCUUCGAGUUGACAGUGGCCAGGGGCCUGUGUUUUCUGUGAAUACCAAGGCUAUUCAUGGACUUGCAGCAGAUCCUUUCUGCAUCAAUAGAUUCACAUCGUUUGGAGAUGAUGGAAUUGUACGCGUAUGGGAUGAACGAAAAAUCACCGAACCAAUCUUGACUCUAAAUCCUGAAUUUCGGUUUGGAAUUUCCAAUAUUUCUUGGUCACCAACUCGAUAUGGCUUGUUACAAUGCUCUGGGAAAGAUUCUUCUACCAUUAAAUUUUUCCAUAUUCAUGAUGCAUUUAAAGAGAAUACCAAUAAUGCCUUGGUGCCUUCAUUUAACCAAGUGGAACAUGAUUUGCAGUACCCACCCCAGUCUGAGCCAGUUGAUCAUCAUUCUGUAUCGCUUGCAUCCAACGUGCUUGUAAAGUCUCAACAUCCUGUUACAUCGCCAUCUGCUUAUACUUUAAAAGGAGUUGACGUGCCACUUUCCACACAGGAGUCUAGAAUGGCUUUUGGAUACGAGUCCUUUAUUUGGAAAAAUCAGAGUGUGCGAACAAAUGAUGGCAUGAUAUCAGAUUUUACGUGGAUACCAUAUCAGUGCCAUUUUAGCCUAUAUGCCACCACGUUUGUAGGCGAUGAAAAAAUCCGUAUUUCUAAACUUCCAAGUGUAUCACAGCUGUCAUUUUCACCAUCGGAUUCAGCUGAAAGGUCACAAGAUGAGGAUCUCGACAUUGCUACAUCAAUGUGCAACCGAGUUCAAGAAGGUUAUGGAUUUGAUUGCCAAUUGAAUAUCAAGAUAUCUUCAAGUAACCAGCAAUUGAAUUCUCUUUGGCAGCUUAUCUCAAUGAUUAUAGCUGAGCCGGUGGUAGACGGAUCAUUCGAUGUUUGCAAUCCAAGAUUGUCUAGUGGGGACCCAGGGUUUCGUGCUACAGAUUCUCAACAAAAUACAUCAAUAAUUGAUAAAGCUGGAAUGAUUGGCAUACUGCAAUUGAUUACGUCGCGAGAACCUGAUACAGUAGCAAGUAGUUUUGCUGACGAAAACACUGUUUCAGGUCUUUCAAGCAAAAGGAUUUUAGCACUUAGACUUUGUGGAUACAGUAUAGAUCAGACUGCAGAAAGAGAUGACCUGGAUCCAGUUUCUUUAAACUUCGAUCAACACGGAUACUACGAAAGAAUGGCGGGUAUGGAGUUGUUUUAUUCUGGAAAUUUGGAUGGAGCGAUUGAGUGCCUAUAUGCUUCCAAAGUCUCGUCGCGUUUAUACACAUCAAGUGCUAGUGGUUUACAAGGACAGGAGAUUUUCAAAAACCUGGGUGCUGACCAAACAAACCCUUAUGUGCGAGCAAUGUUUACUUUUGCCACGUCAAAUGGAGACUGGAACUGUGUUUUAAAAGAUGAUUCACUCUCACUUGCAGAUCGUAUUGCAGUUGCGGUUCGAUUUCUUGUAGUAUUUUUAGAGGAUCUGACAAAAAAGGCGAUUGCGGAAGGCAGAAUAGAUGGAUUGCUGCUUACAGGACUGGGUGCAGCUGGAAUUGAUUUGAUAGAAAGCUAUGUCAAUCAAACUGGUGACAUUCAGACCGCGAGUUUGAUACUGACCAUGUGUGGAUUGGAUGCUUCAGCUGAUGCUCGUGUUGAUAACUGGAUUGAAACAUAUCGAGGACUACUUGAUCGAUGGCAACUGUACCACCAGCGAGCCCAUUUUGAUAUUCAGCGACGAAAGAAAGCGCUUCUAGUUUCAUCAAUGAGACGCUUUUCAUCUCGUUUAGCUCACACAACAGUGCCAGUUGUAGAUCGGAUAUCUCCACAAGUGCAUGUUCGUUGCAAUUUCUGCUCUCAGCCAAUUUCCAAUAUCAUUCAGCAUAAACGUUCACCGCAGCUUGUUGGAAUGCUGGCUACAGGUGUUCAAAAACACAAGUCGACCACUUGCCAGCACUGUGGUAAAUCGUUGCCUAGAUGUGCAAUCUGUUGUCAGUCGAUGGGAGGAAACAUGGAGUCGAUCUACAGUGCAAUGCCUGCACUUGGGAUUGUCAAUGAUUCUGAUACAGAGCAUCCUGCAAAGAUCGAUUCUUGGUUUACAUGGUGUCAAAGUUGUAAACACGGUGGUCACACAAGACAUAUUUUAGACUGGUUUAAACAGCAUUCUUAUUUGAGGCAUAGUCUUUGCCAGACCAUCUACUAUACAGUAAAGUUUGGUCAGGUUGAACAAGGUUCAAUGUCAUACAAAACAGAUGAGAAAUGA
Messenger RNA from Batrachochytrium dendrobatidis JAM81, 2967 nucleotides. RefSeq lists its product as uncharacterized. Gene Ontology annotation, biological process: positive regulation of TORC1 signaling. The coding region runs from base 1 to 2967 and encodes 988 amino acids. Lineage: Eukaryota; Fungi; Chytridiomycota; Chytridiomycetes; Rhizophydiales. Gene Ontology annotation, cellular component: cytoplasm. Gene Ontology annotation, molecular function: protein binding. The transcript has 15 exons. The record is from RefSeq and is a predicted model, not a curated record.